AUGGUUCGUUUGGCAAUUUCCAAGGCUUGUCUAGGGCUGCUGGCCAUUGUUGAGACAGUGUCGAGUACGCCGUUGGGGAAAGAAUUCUUCAAUGCCCGAAGCAUAUCUCCCUCUCAAGAAUUAGUUUGGCCUACGACUAUCAGCAGUCAAAUUCACAGUGAAUCUUGGCCCGAUUUUGCCAAUAAGACGCAACGGUGGUCCUCAUACAAAGCGCCGACCUUCGACGAGGUCUUCCUCCCAAAAGAUGAACAUGACCUGGCUUUAGGUCUCGAAUUCAUGUCGAGUAACAACAUGUCAUGGCUGGCUAGAUCGGGUGGUCAUGGGUACUCUCCAACACUUCAGUCGAUUCAAGAUGCUGUCUUGGUCAACCUUGAGAACUUCAACGAAGUCAAUAUCCAAUCCGACGGUACCGUUGUAGUUGGCACAGGUGUCUAUUUCGAUGAGUUGAUCAAUACUGUGGGUGCUGCUGGAAGAGAACUGACUGUGGGCGCUUGCCCUUGCGUCGGGGCAACAGGCGCCAUGCUAGGCGGAGGUCUAGGCCGCCUCCAGGGCCUGCACGGACUGACUAGCGACGCCCUCCGUAAGGUCCGCUUGGUGCUGUGGAACGGAACUAUUGUCGAAGCAUCCGACGAUCAACACCAGGAUCUGUUCUGGGGAAUCCGAGGCUCAGGUCAGAACUAUGGCAUAGUCUUUGAGUCCACAUACGAGACGUGGCCUGCAACAAAUGGAGGCCUUCAUUAUAGUGCAGACAUGGUGUUUGCCAAGAGUUCGAUCGAGACGGUCAUGGAAAUCACCAACAAUCUCACAAACCCAGCGCUUGAUGAGAAAUUGAGCAUUGUUACCUUCUUCUCCUCGAACGCCACAGAAUCUGAGCUGAUGGUAAUUGUCAACGUCGUGUAUUCUGGGCCCAAAGAAGAGGGCCAGAAGUAUACCGAGCUCUUCUCGCCAUACAGUAUGAGCCUGCAAGAACACAUGCUGAAAUGGGAAGAGUUGCCCACGCAAACCGUCCUAGGCCUCAUUCCCUUCUCCUGCACAUCAGGCCCACGUUACGAUCUGUACAGUGUCACCGCCCGAACUCUUCCUCCAUCCACAUGGGCCGAAUUCGGCAAGGAGUUCGAAGACUUCAUGCAGCAAUAUCCUGCAGCUAACGGAUCUUCCAUGAUGAUCGAGACUUUCCCCAUCCAGGGUGUCGAGGCACUGAGCGACGAGUACUCCGCUUUCCCUCACCGCAAAUACUUCCACAAUAUUAUUGAGGUCAUUGGAGCAUACACCGACGAUAGCGUCGCAGAGCCACUGGAUGACUUUAUCCGAUCUUGGAGAGACAAAUUUGCCGCUUCUUCUGGCUAUGAAGAUAUGCACGUCUAUCAGAACUAUGCUCAUGACGAUGAGCCUCUGUCGGCUCUAUAUGGUAAGGAACAAUGGCGCCAUGAGCGUCUUACCGAGAUCAAAAAUUCUUAUGAUCCCCAUGGGUUCUUCAAUGGAUAUCAUGCUGUGCCAUUGGAGCUGAGAUCAUGGAAUUAG
Penicillium salamii is the source of this 1521-nucleotide messenger RNA. NCBI's taxonomy places the organism in Eukaryota, Fungi, Ascomycota, Eurotiomycetes, Eurotiales, Aspergillaceae. The record is from the annotation of a GenBank genome assembly.